Molecule: messenger RNA, 2181 nt
Organism: Oldenlandia corymbosa var. corymbosa
Lineage: Eukaryota; Viridiplantae; Streptophyta; Magnoliopsida; Gentianales; Rubiaceae
Source: the annotation of a GenBank genome assembly
GUGCGGCUAGGGAGGAGAAGAGGAAGAGAAUUACAAUACGUGAUCUAUGGGGUCCAAAUAUGAUAGUUACAUGAUCAUAUAUUAUUAUUGUUAUAAAAUAAUUCACUUUACCAGAACAUUUUUCCAGUUUAAAUAAUAAAAAAUUUAGUAUAUGCGAUCAUGAGAACCGUCAACACUGAUCCUUGCUAUAUAUAGCGGGUGCCCACCAAAAUUAUUGCGUAUUCCGGCUCACUCUCUACUGCAUAUAUUCUCUCAUCAAUGAAGUACACCACAACUUCCAAACAACUUGAACUACCAAUAUUUUACUUGUUCGAUCAUUCGAUUGAUUGUUCGUAGCCUCACAGACCCUUUCAGUAUUGAAGAGACAACUUCCGAUUUGGAGGAGAAGAAGCCAACUUUCAUCAAGCACUUUUUUUGUUUGCAAAAUUUGUUCCUAUAAGAUGUCUGAAGAUAUCAAGCAGCAACUGUUGAUAAAAGUCGGAGACAAAAGAAACGAAUAUGAUCAAGAAAAUCAUCUAGGAAAGAAAAUAUGGAAUGAAUCUAGAAAAAUGUGGGUGAUUGCAGCUCCAGCCAUAUUCACCAGAUUCACAACAUUUGGGACUAAUGUAAUCACUCAAGCAUUUGUGGGUCACAUUGGAGCAAUCGAGCUCGCCGCAUACUCUUUGAUUCUAACUGUUCUUCUGAGGUUUGGAAAUAGCAUUUUGCUCGGAAUGGCUAGCGGAUUGGAAACUCUAUGUGGCCAAGCUUAUGGAGCAAAACAAUAUCACAUGCUUGGGAUAUAUCUACAGAGAUCAUGGAUUAUCUUAACAAUAUCAACAACUGUGAUCUUACCUCUUUUCAUUUUCGCAUCCCCAAUUUUGAGAGCUUUAGGACAGGACGAAGAUAUCGCGAAAGAGGCCGGAAAAAUCGCGCUUUGGCUGAUUCCGGUGGUAUACUCUUAUAUUUUAUCUUUAACCUGCCAGAUGUUUCUCCAGUCACAGAGUAAGAACAUGAUCAUCGCCUACUUGGCGGUUGUUUCGCUAUCGAUUCACGUGUUUCUCUCGUGGCUUUUAACGGUUAAGUACAACUAUGGAAUCCCUGGUGCCAUGAUUUCUAUGAUAUUGGCUUUCUGGAUUCCUAAUGUUGGCCAGCUCCUUUUUAUCUUUAAUGGAGGAUGCCAAGAAACCUGGAAAGGGUUUUCUUCCUUGGCUUUCAAAGAUCUCAUCCCCAUUAUGAGGCUCUCCUUAGCAUCGGGUGCUAUGAUAUGCCUUGAGCUCUGGUACUACACUAUAUUGAUUCUUCUCACGGGGACGUUGAAGAACGCAGAAAUAGCUAUUGAUGCUCUAUCUAUUUGCAUUAACAUAAAUGGUUGGGAGAUGAUGAUAUCUCUUGGCUUCCUAGCUGCUGCUAGUGUUCGAGUUGCUAAUGAGCUUGGAAGUGGGAGUGCCAAUGCAGCAAAAUUUUCUGUAUGGGUUACGGUGUUAACAUCGUUGGGGAUCGGAUUCGUAUUGUUCAUAUUCUUUAUGUUCUUCCGGGAACGUCUCGCUUACAUAUUUACCACAAGUAAAGAUGUUGCUAUAGCAGUUGGUUACUUAUCACCUUUGUUAGCAUUCUCAAUACUCUUGAACAGUGUUCAACCUGUUCUUUCCGGAGUUGCUGUGGGGGCAGGAUGGCAAAGCAGCGUGGCAUAUGUCAAUGUUGGUUGCUAUUACUUGAUAGGGGUGCCUAUUGGAGUAAUUCUUGGUUAUGUAUUCAACUUGCAAGUUAAAGGUGUUUGGAUUGGGAUGUUGAUUGGCACAUUAAUGCAAACUAUUGUACUUGUUGUAAUGACACUCAGAACUGAUUGGAAUAAACAGGUCUUAGAUGCUCAGCAAAGAGUCAAUAAGUGGUUUGUGCAGUCUGAUGAGACUUGCUCGCAAUCCAAUUGACAAAAAGUUAUGAUUAUUAAUUGUUUUCCUGAUCAAUGUUCAAUACAAUAAAUCGAUUGGUAAUUGAUAUAUAAUGUCCAUUUAGGCUAUUGCAUGCUUCAAGCUCCUUCUCUGUUUGGUGGGAAUGUAAAAUGUCACUAUGAUAAAGUGAACUUGAAUGUAUGACUAGUUAUAGUAUGGCAUUGUUUUUUUCUCGAGAAAGAAGUACGAAGAUUAAACUUAGAAGAACAUUGAGUAAUCUUUUUCGUGUAUUCUUUCUUUCUUAUACCAGCCA